AUGGCGGAAGCAGAUCAGGCUGGGAAACUGUUCAUAGGAGGCCUCCAUGCUGACACCAAUGAAAAUUCUCUUGAAGUGGUAUUUGGGAAAUAUGGUCACAUUAUGGAAGUUAUGUUGAUGAAGGAUCAGAAGAAAAACAAGUCUAGAGGCUUUGCUUUUAUUACUUUUGAGAAUCCUGCAGAUGCAAAGGAUGCUGUCCAAGAUAUGAAUGGAAAAUCUUUGGAUGGAAAGGCAAUUAAAGUAGAGCAAGCCAACAAACCAUCUUUUGAAAGCGGUGGUACACAGAGACCACAACCUCCUGCAAGAAACAGGGGCCAUCUGAGAAAUCCGAGACAUGGAAGAGGAAGAAAUCGAAGAGGAGGAAAUGGAAGAGGAGGAAAUGGAAGAGGAGGAAGUGGGAGCGCAAGAGAGCAUCCCUCACCUGGAGGACACCUGGGUUCUUCCAGGGGAGCCUUUCCAGUUAAAAGAGGACCAUCUUCGAGAAGUGGAGGUCCUCCUCCUAAGAGAUGUGCUCAGAGACGAAGCAGCAGUGGGGUGGGAAGACAAGACGAUGAAUGA
Molecule: messenger RNA, 558 nt
Organism: Mesoplodon densirostris (Blainville's beaked whale)
Lineage: Eukaryota; Metazoa; Chordata; Mammalia; Artiodactyla; Ziphiidae
Product: RNA-binding motif protein, X chromosome-like
Exons: 5
Coding region: 1-558 (185 amino acids)
Biological process (GO): positive regulation of mRNA splicing, via spliceosome
Cellular component (GO): spliceosomal complex
Molecular function (GO): RNA binding
Source: RefSeq, a predicted model, not a curated record